GAAGCAGUCACCACUCACCGAGGGAGAAUAACAAAUCUACAGUAAGAGAGAAAAAAUGAGACUAUUCGAUCCAUGGCCGGUGUUCUUCAAGAGGGAGUGGAAGCGUUGCUGGCCUUUCCUCACCGGUUUCGCCGUCACCGGCGUCCUAAUCACCAAGUUAAGUGCUGGUUUCACUGAGGAAGAUGCCAAGAACUCCAAAUUCGUCCAGCAACACAGAAGGUGAUUUGCAGACUCAAAAUGUAGAAGUUGAGAAUCUCGAAGGGUUGAUGAUGCUUCUGCUUUCCAACAAUACUUUCAAUAACUUGAAUUCCUUGCUGUUUUUUUUUUGUUGAAACAAUAAUCUGAAUUUUUUGUACACUGGAUUCAGUUCUUUAUCUCAAACUUGGCAAUGCAAAUUUAGUUUUGUUCAUUGUAUAUCACCUUCCCGUGCUUUUGGAAUUGAUUAAAGAGCACAUUUCAACAACAUUGUCUCCCCCAAAUGAAGUUUAAUCAUAUGUUC
This is a messenger RNA of Eruca vesicaria subsp. sativa (arugula), 499 nucleotides long. The record is from the annotation of a GenBank genome assembly. NCBI's taxonomy places the organism in Eukaryota, Viridiplantae, Streptophyta, Magnoliopsida, Brassicales, Brassicaceae.